Spodoptera frugiperda (fall armyworm) is the source of this 1883-nucleotide messenger RNA. Its product is annotated as trypsin 3A1. Gene Ontology annotation, molecular function: serine-type endopeptidase activity. NCBI's taxonomy places the organism in Eukaryota, Metazoa, Arthropoda, Insecta, Lepidoptera, Noctuidae. The record is from RefSeq and is a predicted model, not a curated record. The transcript has 5 exons. Gene Ontology annotation, biological process: proteolysis. Bases 571 to 1455 code for a protein of 294 amino acids.
UUGCCCAGCCACCGAGCCAACCGCGCAAUCAAAAAAUAUAAUAUUUUAGUUAUAAAUACCCAAUUACUUUACGAUGUUACGAUUAUGAUUAUGAAAGCUAAAGUAACGACAUUUAACUAUUGAUGUACAGCAAUAAAUAUAAGACUGAAAAUAUAAAGCAAGGAUUGGGUAGUGGCUUCUCAGUCAAAACGGACAUUUUAUUUUUUCAUAAGCAUCUAGGCAAACUAGGGUUAUUAUUAUUAUUAUCUAGGCAGACAUUUUAAUGUUUUAAUGACCCCCUUUAACUACAAAGAAUCAAUAACUACUGACUAAUCACUGGCCUUGUUAAAGGACUAAGUACCGACGGACGUUACGCAUAUUAUAUCAAGUUACAGCGUCUGCUGAACACUUUUUCAUAUCAAACGACACCUUGACAAGAGUUGUCUCAGUGAAUUACUGGAAGACGGUGAAAAGGUCGCGACCGUGGACUCGAACCGUGUGAAAUUACCUGCGGCAGACAUUUGGCAAUAAUUUGAAUUGGAACAGUUCGGCUAGGUCUGUGCUUGAGGCAGGUGGAGUUUGGUAGCCAACAUGGUUGCUGUGGCCGGUGUACUAUUGCUGCUCGCGUUGGUCUCCGUCGCGGAUUUCCAAGAGGCAGUUGACACAGAAUGUUGCGCGGACGCCGCCACAGACGCCGCCGCGGACGCUGCUGCGGAUGAUGCACAGAAUACUGAUGAAAAUGAACUAGAGUUGGAUGUGGAGCUGGAGGCAGCAUGUCCUGAGCUGAGCGGCCAGAUCAUUGGAGGAAGGCCAUCCUCAAUACAACGGCACCCCUACCAAGUGUCCAUGGUGCUGAAUGGAAACUCCUUCUGCGGUGGCUUCAUCAUCAGUCCAGACUACGUGGUUACUGCUGCUCAUUGUGUACAAAACACAUCACCAGCAGCUAUCCGGCUCCGGGUGGGUAGUACCCGACGUGACUCCGGUGGCAGGAUCGUAAGAGUGGCAAGCGUGAUAGUACACCCUCAAUAUGGAAGGCCACAGUUCGACAAUGACAUCGCUGUACUGAGACUGGCCAGGCCCUUGACCUUCAACGCCAAUAUCAGAGCCAUCAAACUGCCGCAGCCACGACAGCCUGUACCACUCGUGAGGCUCACUGUCACUGGAUGGGGACUUACUGCUGUGGGUGGGCGUCGUAUCCCGCGCAUCAUGAUGGAAGCCAACGUGCCCGUGGUGCCACACUGGCUCUGUCGCCUGUCCUAUGGCCAGUCGCUGACCAGCAACAUGUUCUGCGGAGGACACUUCCUCAUCGGAGGAGUGUCGUCUUGUCAGGGCGACUCCGGAGGGCCGGCCGUGUUCCGAGACACGGCAUUUGGCGUGGUAUCGUUCGCGAGAGGAUGUGCAUUACCGCUGUCACCGACCGUCUUCACCAACAUCGCUUCCCUCAGAAAUUGGAUCAGAGACAACACUGGCAUCUGAUACAAAAUCAACCGUAUUCCACAUACUCACAGAGUAUAUUUUUAGACUUAGCAACACUGUGAUAGAUAAAUGUAUUUAGAAUCCAGGAGAACUUACGUUAUCCCUGGUACUUAGUGCUACCGUUAUUCUGGCUGGAAGCCAGUUAGUUUUUCGUACUAGAAAAUAUGUUGUUUUGUAAUUUUGUAGCCGCGAUUAAGCCGUGUAUUGGAACAUUGACGCUUUUUGGUAUUUUUCCAAGUUUCGAAUACGUGUAUAUACUAUGAAAAUACACUCGAACUGGUCGAUUUGUGAAUGGCUAUAAGUUAUUUGUCCAUUAUGUUAAUUAUAUACAAAUUGUUGUCCACGUUGGGGACUGAUGUCAUGUUUUAUAUACUUUUCUAUUAAACAGUUUUACAAUAAAAUCUAAUUUAAAUAGAAUAAUGUGUUUU